GAUUUGUCUUGCUCCUUCCUCCUAACCGGGAGGAUCGCUUGUUUGCUGCAUUUUCCCAGGGAGUGUUUUUUUUUUGGAGCGUUCUUAAGAAGUCUUUUCCUACAGCUCUGAAACAAAAGGUCACCUGGGAAAAUGUUCUCAGUUUUGCCAAAUUUGCUGAUGACAGGGACCCUGUAAUCUUGCAGAACUGCUGUGUUGUACUGGCAUUAGGAACCCGAGGUGAGGGUGUUCCUAUCUCAUUUUCGUGGGACGGUGAAGGAGAACGUGAGCCAUUUUGUACAAACAAGAGGAAAACCACUUGGUCAGACGUUUCUUGAAGAAGGAGCUGAAGUUGGGGCUCAGCAAACAUGGCUGCUGAAUUGGGAGAGGUGUCGGCUUUGGGUCUCCGGUUCCUGGAGUCCGGGCUGCAGACAGAAGCCAAUGUGGGUGAAGCGGCCAUUUUGAAAAUGGGAUUGGAGAGAGCCGGGGGAGCCCCUCGUGUUGUUCCAGCAGGGGGGCCCUUUGAGCAGUGCCUGAGGUGGGGCCCCCCUCAGAUGUUUAAGAGGGAACUGGUAGACGGACCGGUGUUGCAGAGGUGGGAAGCCCAGUGGCAGGAAUUCCUCAAGACAGUUCAGGUCCCUCAGUCUGGAUGUCUAUAUAACGCGCAGCUCGCUGAGACAACACAGUGGGGCGAUACGAAGACCUCCCUUGGCCUUUUUGAGGGACUAGCUGUCACCAGUACCCAGUGGCUGGCAGAAGAAGGGGCAGCCAGACCCCUGCUUGGAAUGAACGGAGGGGCGCCUUGGGCUGGUGGAGAGCUGGACACCACGGAGGAAAGAGGAUCCGGGCAACUGAAAAAAGUCAAGGGGGAGGAAGCAGUCGGCUCAGAGGUAUGGCGCCGAAACUUCAGGCAGUUCCGCUACCAGGAAGCCAAGGGGCCGCGGGAAGUUUAUGGCCACCUCUGGGAUCUUUGUCGUCAGUGGCUACAGCCGGAACUAUGCACCAAGGAGCAGAUCCUGGACUUGGUGAUCCUGGAGCAGUUCUUAGCCAUCCUGCCCCAGGAGAUCCAGUGCUGGGUGAAGGAGCGGGGAUCCAAGAGCUGCUCCCAGGCAGUGGCCCUGGUGGAGGAUUUCCUCCUGAGGCAGGAAGUGACCAAGGGACAGGAGCGGCAGGUGCAAGGGAAGCUAUUCCAGGACUGGGGUGUGAAUUUUCCACUGGCAGAAGGGAUUACUCCAGAAACCACAAGAACACAAACCAGCAGAGAGGUCAAGCAAGAGGGAGGAGACGGCCGCGCUCUCACAGGUGGAGGCUGGCCAGUUGUAAAUGCAGAACAGCAAAGGGAGAUAGAAGAGAUCAAGCACUGCAUGCUGGAAGAAAAUAACAGGAAUCCAGAGGGACGUGCCUGGCAGGGGGGAGAGGCAGAAAUGCAAAGGAAUAAAUCCAUCGCUUGUCAUGCAGGUGAUAAAUCCGUCACUUGUCACCCAGGCUUGCAAAGGAGAACCUGUAACGGAAGCCGAAGGAGUAAGUGCCUGAUAUGUGGGAAAGUUUUUGGAAAGGACUCAGAGCUUUACAGACAUCAGAGAAUCCACACAGGGGAGAAACACUACAAAUGCACCGACUGCGGGGAAACUUUCUCUCUGAUCUCGCAGCUCUGCAGCCACAAGAGAACCCAUGCGGGCGACAAACCAUACAAAUGCUCAGAGUGCCCCAAAAGCUUCUCUAAUAGAUGGAACCUUGUGAGCCACCAGAAAUUGCACACGGGAGAGAGGAUAUACAAAUGCCCAGACUGUGGGAAAAGCUUCUCUCGGGGCGAGCACCUUCUGAGGCAUCAGAGAAUCCACACAGGAGAGAAAACGUACAAAUGCUCAGAUUGCGGGAAGAGUUUCCUCCGGGGCGAGCACCUUAUGAGACAUCAGAGAACCCACACAGGAGAGAAACCGUACGAGUGCCUGGACUGCGGGAAGAGCUUUGGCCUGAGCCACCAUCUUAUUAUCCACCAAAGAAUCCACACGGGAGAGAAACCAUAUCAGUGCUCAGAGUGUGGGAAAAGAUUCAGCCGGAGCACCAACCUGAAGAGCCACAAGAAAACCCACACGGGAGAGAAACCACACAAAUGUGUCAACUGCGGCAUGAGCUUCACGCGUAACACGAACCUUAUGAAACACAUGAUUAGGGAAGUCACACAGCAGGGCAACUGUGCCAACCAGAUGAUCCCAUGUAUGCCCACCUGCGCUCCUGGGAUAAAGAGCGGGACACCUGUGAGAUCCCAAGUAUCCUUUGAGGAGGUAGCUGUUUCCUUCACGGAGGAGGAAUGGGCUCUGCUGAAUACAGGCCAGAGAAAGGUCUUCUGGGAAGUGAUGGAGGAAAAUUACGAGAUGGUGGCCUCUCUGGGGGACUACAUUUCCCAGAAGGAACUGCAAGCUUCAAAAGGAUCAUCCCUGCUUUUUCCAGGUGACCAGGGCAUGGUUUUUCCUCAAGAAGGAUGCAGAAGUGUAUGGGAUCUGCAGUUCCACAGGGCCUCCCUUCUUUCCUGUUUCCCCCGGCUGGAGGGAGAAUUUGGGUUUUGCGAGUCUGCAGGAAAGAGAUCCCGAGUGACCUUUGAGGAGGUAGCCGUGUUCUUCACGUUGAAGGAAUGGGCUCUGCUGGAUCCAGGCCAGAAGAAUCUCUACUGGGAUGUAAUGAAGGCAAAUUAUGAGACUGUGGCCUCUCUUGUUCAAGAUGUGAGGAAAACGGAUCAUGAGAUGGAAUCGGGAAUGAGAAUUGUGGGGAAAAGCAGCAGUCUGCAGGUGGAAGCAAAAUCUGGGGAUCAAGUGGGACCAGAGAGACAUUACAGAAGAAAAAGGAAAGAAAAACAGAUACAAAGAACAGAAUUGGUGCCCUGUCAGAGCAAAAAUAAGCCUGGGGUCUCAGCCCAAGAUGGAACAGACAAUAGAAGGAGAAGGCCUAAUAGUGCUAUGAACCAAAAAGGGUUCCACAGCAAAGGCAGUGUUAAAACAUAUCAGAACAUUACAACAUGCUGGAAAAGGUAUAAAUGUGUGGAAUGUGGAAUGUGCUUCCAUUGGAGUAGUGCAAGAAGUAGGCAUCAAAGAAUUCACACAAAGGAAAAGCCUUAUAAAUGCUUGGAAUCUGGAAACAGCUUCCAUUACAGUAAUAGAUUAACUUGCAAGCGAAUGAUUCAUACUGGGGAGAAGCCACAUAAAUGCUUGGAGUGCAAAAAGUGUUUCUCUCAAAACUGUGAACUAACUUUACAUCAAAGGAUUCAUUCAGGAGAGAAGCCAUAUGAAUGCUUGGAAUCUGGAAAACGUUUCUAUGAAAAUGGACUCCUAAAAGCUGAUCAAAGCAUUCAUACUAGGGAGAAGCGAUAUAAAUGCUUGGAGUAUGGAAAGUGCUUCUUUGGGAAUGGACCCCUAAAAGCAUAUCAAAAGGCUCAUACUGCGGAGAAGCCAUAUAAAUGCUUAGACUGUGGAAAGUGCUUUUCUCAGAAUAGCAGCCUAAGAAUACAUCAAAAUAUUCACACAGGGGAGAAGCCAUAUAAACGCUUAGAGUGUGAAAAGAGCUUUUCUCAGACUAGCGACCAAAGAAUGCAUCAAAAGAUUCACACAGGGGAGAAGCCAUAUAAAUGCUUAGAGUGCGGGAAGUGUUUUUCUCGGAAUGACAGCCUAAAAAUACAUCAAAAGAUUCAUAAUGGGGACAGGUCACAUAAAUGUUUGGAGUGUGGAAAGUGCUUCUCUCAGAGUGGUAUCUUAAGAAAACAUCAAAGGAUCCAUACUGGGGAGAAGCCAUAUAAAUGCUUGGAGUGUGGAAGGUGCUUCCCUUACAGUAGCAGCCUAAGAACACAUCAAAGGAUUCAUACAGGUGAGAAGCCAUAUAAAUGCUUGGAGUGUGGGAAGUGUUUCUCUGAGAAUGGCCACCUAAAAAUACAUCAAAGAAUUCAUAGUGGGGAGAAGCCAUAUAAAUGCUUGGAGUGUGGAAAGUGUUUCUGCAGGAAUGGUGAGCUAACUACACAUCAAAAGAUCAAUACAGGGAAGAAACCAUAUAAAUGCUUAGACUGUGGAAAGUACUUUUCUCGAAGUUAUAGUCUAAGAAUACAUCAAAGGAUUCAUAGUGGGGAGAAGCCAUAUAAAUGCUUGGAAUGUGGACAGAGCUUUUCUCGGAAUGACAGCCUAAGAUCACACCAGACGAUUCACACAGGGAAGAAACCAUAUGAAUGUUCGGACUGUGGGAAGUGCUUCUCUGGGAAUGGAGCCUUAAAAGCACAUCAAAGGAUUCAUACCGAGGAGAAGCCAUAUGAAUGUUUGGACUGUGGGAAGUGCUUCUCUGGGAAUGGACCCUUAAACGUACAUCAAAGGAUUCAUACUGGGGAGAAGCCAUAUAAAUGCUUGGAGUGCGGAAAGUGCUUCUCUCAGAGUGGUGACCUAAGGACACAUCAAAGGAUUCAUACUGGGGAGAAACCAUAUGAAUGCUUGGAGUGUGGAAAAUGCUUCUCUCAGAAUUGGAGCCUAACUGUGCACCAAAGGAAUCAUUCAGGGGAGAAGCCAUAUAAAUGCUUGGAGUGUGGAAAGUUCUUUUCUCGGAAUGACAGGCUAAGAUCACACCAGAAGAUUCACACAGGGAAGAAGUUAUAUGAGUGA
Messenger RNA from Heteronotia binoei (common prickly gecko), 4610 nucleotides. RefSeq names its product zinc finger protein 227-like. Lineage: Eukaryota; Metazoa; Chordata; Lepidosauria; Squamata; Gekkonidae. Gene Ontology annotation, biological process: regulation of transcription by RNA polymerase II. Gene Ontology annotation, molecular function: DNA-binding transcription factor activity; RNA polymerase II cis-regulatory region sequence-specific DNA binding. The coding region runs from base 348 to 4610 and encodes 1420 amino acids. The record is from RefSeq and is a predicted model, not a curated record. The transcript is spliced from 9 exons.